CACGGCCUAUAUGGGUGUUACACCUUAGUAUCCAUCUCAGGUAAAUACAAUUUAUCACAAGCACAAAUAUGAAAUACAUAAAGCUGAUAACUUCAUUGCUCUAGUCUAUACGUUAAGUACACGAAUGUUGUAGACUUUAUUGGAAUUUAGACGAUUUCCUCGCUGAAUGAAUUAAAAACUGAACAUUUGCAGUUUUAACUAUUUUUCAUUUUAUGUUACAUUUGGGCUUGUAGGGUGAUUAGUACAAGAAGAACAACCCACAUUCUGCCUUUCAGAGAAAUAACACAAAGUCUGGAGUCUACUAAGAAUUUAUUUGAAUUGGAAAUUCGGCGUCUGAAUUAAAUGCGAUAUUCUGAAUUCUUGAGUAAAGAAAUGAAGCGAAGUUUCUAUUUUAGAGAUGUAAUAAGUGUUACUGUACUGUGGCCUCAUUUUAAUUUCUCUGGUUCACAAAGCAGGCAACCUACUUAAAACGUUAAAUAAUUAAAGUCUCGGUUCGUCAGGUCUGAUUGUGUAAGCUGGUGUAGACACGAAACCGUUAUUUUACACAAAAUUUGCAUUCACCUGUUUCAACUGGGUGAGAACUCAAUUACCGUGCCUUAUACACGCCAUAACAAGGCAGCCCGCUCUUGAACUGUCGACUACGCCACACUUGAGCGGUACCGCUUGCAAACAAGAGACCGCGGGAAAUUGAAUUCGCAAUUAGUCACUUUUUUUCCAUUACUGUUUUGUGUCCAGAGAUCUAAAACUUUAACGUGGGUGAGUAAGCUGUGGCUAUGAGGAAAAAAGUGAAAGCUAUAGCAACGUUUGGACCGGUCGAGGUAGCGGGGGAACCGAGAUAGUCAUUUUAGAACCGAAGUAGCGACGGGGAGAGGAGGGAAUCGAACAGAGCAGAAUCCUCCUACGUUUCGCCUUUUGAAUAAAAAAAAGAGGGAUGCGAAACUGCUCCCUCUUCCACCUCCUUAUAACGCCGAACAGAAAGUUUAUACCAUAUAAAUAGAGAAGUAGGCGAGUUAAUGCUAUCAUUCAGUGUUGUGUUGUUCAAUAAGAUGGCUACUGCAGUGGGAUGCAGACUGCCGCUGUACCUCUUUAUCCUAGGGGUGGCGUGUCUGAUCCACGUAACAAUCGCCAGAGAAAUCCGUCGUCGCGACGCUGACGACGCUGAAGCUGCUGGAUCGGACCUGGUGGCUGCAGAGUCCCACCAUGGCCACCACUGGUCAAAGGGCGGAGGUGACAAGCACCACUCAGACCACCACGCCAGUCAUGGGCACAAGGGUGACAAAGGAUACAAGGGCCACCACGGACACGAGAAGGGCGAAAAGGGCCACCACGACAAAGAAGGCCACAGUGGACAUUACAAUGAACACGGCGGACACAAGAAAUCUCACCACGACGGUGGUGGUUACUACGGCGAACACCAUAAGGGUGAGAAGGGCGAGAAAGGGCACAAGUACGGCGAGAAGGGCAGUUUCAACAAGGGACACUCAACCAAGGGACAGCACGAGGUUCACAAACUAGACGAGUACAAGAAGAAUAAGGAGUUCUACGAUGAACAUCACGACGAAGGACAUCAUAGCAAACAUGGCGGCUACCACCAUGAACACGGCGGCAAGAAGGGAGGGCACCACAAAGGCGGCCAUCAUAAGUCAGGAUAUCAUGACGACCACCACGGCAAGAAAGGUCAUCAUUCGAAGGGACACUACUUUGACGACCACAAAGGUCACAAGGGAGCCGGGGGCCACGAAGAACACCACGGACACCACGAAGACUAUGGCAAGAAGGGAGGUCAUUCCGAUCACAAGGAUUGGGGCUUUAGCAGUGGCCAUGGCGGACACGGACACGGCGGACACGGCUAAGCUGAUUGCCGUUUCGCCUCUCCUUGGUCUCCAGGUCAAACGUACGCUGUUUUUGUUGUGCCUGAGCUGGGACACAAAACAUCGUGAACAGAAUUCCGAUACGAAUCACGAGAGUCACAAUUAUAAAAACUCACUUACAGAGUCGUCUAAACAAACUAUGAACUUAAUUUUACUUUUCGUUUAUUUGAAUACUUUCAUGAAGCACAUUACAAAUUAAUUAUUGCACUGAUUGAAAAAUCGUCUAAAACACGCAACAAAUUCUUAUUUCAUUGUACUCCCAAUUAACGAGACGGGCAAAAAUCCAACCUACGUAGAAAAUGAACAUACAUUCUCCUUACAGAAAAGUGAAAAAGUAUUUAUUACUGAAGACUUAUUCAUUUUAUUCAUUAUGUCCCUUCAUAUAAUAAAUAAGAGUUCGUAAAUCAGCGUCAUAUACCUUCAUUAUUAUGGACUGUAAUUGCUUGUGUUCCAUAAACGUAUAUAAAAUAUAUGACGCGAUAUGUACUGCCACAAUCACUUGUUAAAAACUCACGGUAUAUUAACAAUUCAAUCUAUUCUACACACAUGUAUUCUAACAUUAAUUUAUGUAUUAACAUAAGCCCUUGUUUAGUUUCUUUGAAUAUAAUUUACAUAUCAUUGGUCCAGUUUUAUUUGUUAUGUCGGUGUCUAUGUUGUUUUGUUUUUGUUGUUGUAUUCUUUGUUACCUCCAUGCAAUGUGCGUAAAUUUGUCUCCCGACCUGAAUAUGGAUGUGAGACGAUCAAUAAACGUUCAUCCUCUAUGAGUUAAAUCAAACGUA
Messenger RNA from Zootermopsis nevadensis, 2650 nucleotides. RefSeq lists its product as uncharacterized. NCBI's taxonomy places the organism in Eukaryota, Metazoa, Arthropoda, Insecta, Blattodea, Termopsidae. The record is from RefSeq and is a predicted model, not a curated record.